UCCUUCACCAGUGACUUUACCAAGUGACUGACGGAGAUUGAUGUGUUUCAGUGAGAGACUGCUGCUGUGUAUUUGAGUUGCAUUUUAACCAUGAAGAUCACAGACAGUAGUGUGAUUCGGUUUCACCUUAAAAUUCUCCAUGGGAUAAGUGUGAAGAGCUUGGAGAAGAAAAAGAAGAGCCUGCUCUUUGGUGGUUCAAAGGUCUUUGGGGUUCCUCUGGAGAAUUUAGCCAGGAAAUACAUUCCUGAGUUUGGACUGGUUCCCUGCUUUUUAGUGGAUGCCUGUUCAUUUCUGCUGGAGCGUGCUGGGACUGUGGGCCUGUUCAGAAAAUCAGGCUCUCUUCCUCGCAUUAAGACUCUCAGGGCUAAGUUGAAUAGCGGUGAGGGUUGUCUUUCCACAGCCCUCCCUUAUGAUGUUUCCACGCUGAUCAAGCAGUUCUGCAGGGAGCUGCCAGAGCCCCUGCUGCCCCCCGAGCUGCACGCUGCCUUGCUCAAAGGCCGGGCGUUAUCCAGCCCGCAGGACAAUACCUCCGCCCUGCAGCUGCUGUCCUGUCUGCUGCCUGCCAGAAACUCCUCCUGCCUGCAUUACCUGUUCGACUUCCUCUCCAAAGUCUCAGAGAGAUGCUCUGAAAACUUGAUGAACUGCUCCAACCUCGCCACAGUCUUCGCUCCGUGUCUUUUACCGCCUCCAAACAAGGCCGAAAUGUCUGAAGGGCGGCUUAAACUCAGAGUUCUCGUCCUACACACCUUCAUUGAAAGUCCUCACUUAUUCGGUGUGAUUCCCAAAGCCGUAAUGGACAGUAUGGAGUUUCUGAUCAACUUCCCUCUUCAGGACGCUAGGAGAGGACACAGAAAGACACAAAGUUUGAAAGAGAAGACGGCACCCUGGAUUCCAGUGAGGUCCAAGGUCAAGCCGGCCGUCUCUGAGCAGAGUAAAGAGUCGACGCCCGGGGAGAAACCCACGCUCAGGAGAAGCAUCGGCAUGGAGACCUUCCCCAACAUCCUGCUGUUUAGGAGCUACCAACGUUUCAAGCCUGACGCGGCUUUGCCGGACAGUCACAGCCUCGAUGGCAUAGAGGCAGGCCCACAAGAGACACUAAAAAGAGACCUGCCUUUUGUCAAUUUCUCACGAUUUGCCAGAGGACACGGUUCAGAGAGCUCUCCUGUUCUCACUGGUGUCGGGAAACUGCAGCUCCCACCUUGGAGAAAACGCAUUUCAAUUUAAUAUUAACAAUAUUAAGAAACAAUGUGGGUUGCUCUAAGUUACUGCAGCUCAUCAGGUUAUGAUGUCUGAUUGCCCGGUUUAUAUUUACUGGGAGGUUUAGUGUCCUAACUUGAAUAAUUUUCAAAGUUUUAAUUAAUUUAUGUGUUUUUAAUAUUUAUUUGACAACAGGACUUUUGUAGGUGAACCUUCACCUUUCAUUUUGAGUGAAUAAAUGUUCCAGUUUUUUUAAUUUCUUUUCUUUUUUAUGUUUAACAUAAUGAUAAUAACUGUUAAAUGGUUAUGGUUAGGAAAUGAAUAUCAGUUUAUCUUUGAUGCAAACCAAAGAUUUAAACUCAAAAUGCCAGAAAUCGAAGCAUACAGGAGUUUGUUUAAUCGGGUUAAAAAGGUUAAAAAAAACAACACACCAAUAAAUUAAAUAAUGGAAUAACGAUAUUUUGAUAUACAUUUACUCAAAAGCACAAACAUACAUAGAUUUCUACUCUGAUUUGUCUUUGACAUAAUUACAGUUUAAGAUGAUUAUGUUACAUGUUAGCAUGAUUGCUCGGUGCAGGGUUUCUGCAGGUCAUCCACAAAUAAUUGCCAAAUACAUACAGCCAAUGAGAAGCGAGGAUUUGUUGUAUCAUAGCAACAAC
Messenger RNA from Notothenia coriiceps (black rockcod), 1856 nucleotides. RefSeq names its product rho GTPase-activating protein 11B. Gene Ontology annotation, molecular function: GTPase activator activity. The coding region runs from base 91 to 1224 and encodes 377 amino acids. Gene Ontology annotation, biological process: signal transduction. The record is from RefSeq and is a predicted model, not a curated record. The transcript has 8 exons. Lineage: Eukaryota; Metazoa; Chordata; Actinopteri; Perciformes; Nototheniidae.